This is a messenger RNA of Mytilus trossulus (common blue mussel), 1756 nucleotides long. Its product is annotated as protein unc-93 homolog A-like. Gene Ontology annotation, cellular component: striated muscle dense body; plasma membrane. The record is from RefSeq and is a predicted model, not a curated record. The transcript has 7 exons. The coding region runs from base 107 to 1579 and encodes 490 amino acids. Gene Ontology annotation, biological process: regulation of potassium ion transport; regulation of muscle contraction. Gene Ontology annotation, molecular function: potassium channel regulator activity. Lineage: Eukaryota; Metazoa; Mollusca; Bivalvia; Mytilida; Mytilidae.
CCUGACCUGAAGUUUGGACUACUGUGUGCAUAAAUCAUAUUGUUUGGGCAUUUAUUCAAGGAUUAAUUGCUAAAUUAAGUGUUAGCUAAUAUAGUAAGAUUUAAAUAUGGAAGAAGAGUCUAUAGAGGAAAACAUGCAGAUGGAACAACUGAACGGUGGUAAUCAGAUUGACCCUUCUACCACAUCCAACGAUGAGCCAUCUCAUGAAAACAUUGAAUCCCCGCCAAUGGGUAGAAUGAGGAUUCUAAAAAACGUCUUUGUUGUCAGUAUUGGAUUCAUGUUUCUUUUUACGUCAUUUCAGUCUCUAUCAAACCUCCAAAGUACUUUAAACAAAGACGAGGGACUCGGAACAGGUGGAUUGGCAGUUGUAUAUGGCGCCCUUGUGAUAUCAUGUAUGCUGUUACCAUCUUUUGUUAUUGCGCACCUUGGAUGCAAAUGGACCGUGACACUAUCAAUGUUGUGCUAUAUUGCCUAUAUGGCAUUAAAUUUCCAUGCCAUCUGGGGAACUAUUAUACCUGCUUCAAUAAUUGUUGGAUUAGGCGGAGGAACAUUAUGGGCAGCUAAGUGUGCAUAUCUUACGCAAAUAUCUGUGUGGUAUGCUAAGUUAACAGGUGCUAAGAAAGAUGACGUCAUGAAUAAAUUCUUCGGAUUCUUUUUUAUGACAUGCCAAACAAGCGACAUAUGGGGAAAUAUAAUUUCAUCAACCGUUUUUGCCGUUACGCCAGGGAAUACAACAAAUGAUAUUGAUUCAUGUGGAGCCAAUUUUGAUCCAACUGCUCCGAUAGGAAAUAGUUCUAAUUUGGAUAGACCGGAUGAUACAAAGGUGUAUACACUAUGUGGUAUAUUUGUCGGCUGUGCUGUUGUGGCAUUUAUUAUAACUGCAAUAUUUCUUGACAAUAUAACACUUGAUAAAACUCCACAAGGGGGAGAAUCGAAAAUAUCAGCCAAUUUGUUCCUGUCAACUUUCAAGCAUUGGUGGGGUUCAACGCCACAGAAGCUCCUAACAAUAUUAACCAUAUAUAGUGGAAUGGAGCAAGCAUUUAUAACAGGCGACUACACUAAGUCUUACGUUAGUUGCACAAUAGGGAUAUGGAACGUUGGUUAUGUAAUGAUCUGUUUUGGUGCGGUUUGUGCAAUUUGUUCAUGGGGUUUUGGUCGACUUGUUCAGUUUGUUGGUCAUGUUCCUUUCUUUAUUAUUGCAUUUCUAUCACAUGGAGGAACACUAAUAGCCUUGUUAAUAUGGCAACCAAAUCGUGACAACCAGGUCAUGAUUUAUGUAUUUGCAGGACUGUGGGGAAUAGGUGAUGCAGUUAUGCAAACUCAAAUAAAUGCCUUAUACGGAUAUCUCUUCACAACUAAUAUUGAAGCAGCAUUUUCAAACUACAAACUUUGGGAAUCGUUUGGUUAUAUUAUUGCAUUUGCAUGGAGUGGAUAUUUAGUUACAAGAGUUAAACUUGUACUUUGUCUUGGCUUCCUAUCAGUUGGAAUGAUCCUUUUUACAAUCGUAGAAAUUCAGGACCGACGUAACAAAUGCAAGAAAGGAGACUUCCUAAAAGUAAACGUUGAAAUAGAUCAAUGAUGUCUGUUGUAUUUAGGAUCGGUAUAUAACUGUUGUGGUGCUAUUUAUUUAUUGUUAAUUUGUUUUAAAUCAUUUUCAUGUAAAACAUGUUUUUUUGUUAUUCAAAUUUAACAUUUUGUCAUGCAAAAUGUCAUCUGCUAGAUGUAAAACAUCUAAUUAUUAGUAAUCUUUUAAUAA